AUGCGUGUCCUUCCAAUUCUCUACAAUCUUUUCGCAUCUUCAGUAAUCGCGCGUUCCUCAAGUCCCCCGGCGAAAGGAGAUAAGGAAGCAAAAGAAGCUGCGGAGUGGGUUGAGCCAACGGCAGAUCCGACAAUAUUCAACGGCGUAGAGGUACCGCCUUUGCUGGAUAUAGAAGGAGAGAAGUUCAAUGAAACUGUUGCGGACGGCUGGUGGUUUGUGAAACAUCACUCGCCGUACUGUCCUCACUGUCUCCAUGUCAAGCCGACGUGGCAGACCUUGUAUGAAUAUUACUUCACUUCAAAACCUGUGUCGGCUGGAUCCUCUGCAGAUACCUCUUCGUCCUCUCUCAACUCAUUUACUGCCUACUACAACUACCAUUUUGCAAAUCUCGACUGUAUUGCAUUUGGAACAGCUUGCACGGAUCACAAGGUCAAAUCAUUUCCAACAUUCGUCCUCUUCCACGAUGGAGUGGAAGUCACGCGGUGUGAGGGAACCAGGGAUAUCCAGGGUCUGAGCCAAUAUGUCGAGGACGCUCUGGAAAAAAUCCGCCCAGGGUCUCGGCCAGUGGAAGGCCCCGACUUGCCAGCGACAGGAGAUAAGAGUUCCAAGGAUCACCAGGCCCCGGGGACCGGUAAUGCGUCUGCUGCGACGAAACCUGCCCCUGCUGCCACGGAGGCAGCUGGUCCUACAGAAGUUUCUGUCCCUGAGAGUCGUGCAAAGCAGACGAUAUUGCCCGCAUCUGAGAGCCAUGUGGUUAAGGAGGCGGCCGAGACCCCCAGCUCGGUCGUCACGACGCCAAAUCCGGUCGAACAGCCGCCCAAGAAGCCUUUGGCGCCAGCGAAGCCGACUUCUACCCCAAAUACGCUCGGGAAAUCUAUUUCCUUCACAGCCGAAAGUUUCCAGAAACAAGUGACCAUGACUCAAGAUCCCUGGUUCAUAAAAUUCUACGCCCCAUGGUGCCACCACUGCCAAGGGAUGGCCCCAUCUUGGGUACAACUCGCCAAAGAGAUGCAGGGCAAAUUAAAUGUGGGAGAGGUCAACUGUGAUAUCGAGUCAAGACUCUGCAAGGACGUCCGGGUCCGUGGGUAUCCUACGAUCCUGUUUUUCCGAGGUGGAGAGCGUGUGGAAUAUGAAGGUCUCCGUGGCUUGGGCGAUUUCGUUUCUUACGCCUCCAAAGCUAUCGAUGUCGGAGAUGGAGUGAAGGAUAUUGAUGCUUUGGAGUUCAAAGAACUAGAGGAGAAAGAAGAGGUCAUUUUCCUCUAUUUCUAUGACCAUGCCACUACAUCCGAGGAUUUCGCUGCUUUGGAGAGGCUCACAAUGAGUUUGAUCGGCCACGCAAAAUUGGUGAAGACCAACAGUGCGACGUUGGCCGAGCGCUACAAGAUAACAACUUGGCCGAGGCUCCUUGUCUCCCGAGACGGACGACCAACGUACUACACAGCUCUUUCCCCGAAAGACAUGCGAGACUUUAGACAAGUCCUCAAUUGGAUGCAGUCUGUCUGGCUACCAAUUGUUCCAGAGCUCACAGCUUCCAACUCCCAAGAGAUCAUGGAUGGUAGGCUGGUAGUGUUAGGUAUACUCUCUCGUGAGCGUUCUGAUGAGUUUAUAAUGGCCAAGAAGGAAAUCAAAAGCGCGGCGUUGGAAUGGAUGGACAAGCAGACCAUUGCGUUCCAACGUGAGCGUCAAGAACUACGUGACGCCAAGCAAUUAAGAAUCGAGGAAGCCGAGGACCGCGACGACCAAAGAGCAUUGAGAGCGGCAAAGAGCAUCCGUAUCAAUAUGGACGAGUCCGACCAGAAGGAGGUCGGCUUUGCCUGGGUGGACGGCGUUUUCUGGGAAAGGUGGAUUCGAACCACCUAUGGUAUCGAAGUCGCCAAAGAUGGCGAGAAAGUCAUUAUAAACGACGAAGACCAACGAAGAUACUGGGACACCACUUCCACCGGCAACUCUAUCAUGGCAUCCCGCACGUCCAUCCUCGAGACGUUACCCAAGGUCGUCUCCUCGCCCCCCAAGAUCAAACCCAAGUCGACGAUCUCCAAGUUCGAAAAGUUUUUCUUCGACAUCCGAGGUGCCCUUUCAAGGCAUCCCUUCCUAUCCGUCUGCCUCUUCGUCGGCAUCUUGGGCGGAGUGUGGUGGAUGAAGGGCCGGACGCGGAGGAGCCGCGGGGGCUUCCUCCGACUAGAUGAGAAGGAAGGGUUGUUGGGAGGACCUGCCGCGGUCGGGAAGGUGGACUGA
Messenger RNA from Drepanopeziza brunnea f. sp. 'multigermtubi' MB_m1, 2235 nucleotides. RefSeq lists its product as uncharacterized. The record is from RefSeq and is a predicted model, not a curated record. Gene Ontology annotation, biological process: peptidyl-cysteine oxidation. Gene Ontology annotation, molecular function: protein disulfide isomerase activity. Lineage: Eukaryota; Fungi; Ascomycota; Leotiomycetes; Helotiales; Drepanopezizaceae. Gene Ontology annotation, cellular component: endoplasmic reticulum.